CAUUAAAGAUAUCGUUCCAGUAAAGGAGACUCUGAUAAUCAGUCUUUCGAUGAAAGACACCUGGAUGCAAAUGGAUCGAGCGUAAGUGCUGGCUACUGGCUGGUGCUGGCUUUAGCUCGAACGUGCAUUUACGGAAUUAUUAAUCUCAAUAUAAAUUCCGUUAAUCAAAGGAAAAAGUUAUCGUUGUAAAAAUGGCUGAUUUUCUGGACUCCGAAGCGGAAGAGAGCGAAGAGGAGGAAGAGUUAGAUGAUAAUGAGAAAAAGAAACUCAAGAAAAUAAAAGCUGUAGCAGAAAGUGAAGAAGAAGAAGAGGAAGAUGAUGAAGACCGUUUGCGAGAGGAACUCAAAGACCUAAUAGAUGACAAUCCCAUAGAAGAGAGCGAAGGGGAAGAUAGUGAUGCUUCUGGAACAUCUAAGAAACGUAAAAAAAGCGACGAUGAGGACUUUGAUGAUCGUUUGGAAGAUGAAGAUUAUGAUCUAAUAGAGGAGAACUUAGGAUUUAAAGUUGAAAGAAAACGUUUCAAACGCCUCCGCAGGAUUCAAGAUGAGGAAUCGGAGGAGGAACAGGAAAAAGAAGCUGACGAGGAAAGAGAUGCCAUCGCGAAUGAGCUUUUUGAAGGUUCAGGAGAUGAAAGGGAGGUUACCAUGGAGGAUGAAAGAAGAAGCGAGCGCAGUCACAGACCUGAACUGGAAACAUUUGAUGAAGAAGGAAGCGAAGGAGAAUAUACAGAUGCGGAUGAUUUCAUCGUUGAUGACGACGGUAGACCAAUCGCUGAGAAACGGAAAAAGAAAAAGCCAAUAUUCUCCGACGCAGCGUUACAAGAGGCUCAAGAUAUCUUCGGUGUCGAUUUCGAUUACGAUGAAUUUGGCAAAUACGGUGAAGAGGACUAUGAGGAGGAAGAAGAAGAGGAAGAUGAAUAUAUGGAUGACGAGGACGCCGAGAGGCCCAGAAGACCAAAAAAACAACUAAAGAAGAAAACUACGAGGAAAAGCAUUUUCGAAAUUUAUGAACCUAGCGAACUUAAACGCGGUCACUUCACUGACAUGGACAAUGAAAUCCGUAAUACAGAUAUACCAGAAAGAAUGCAGCUCCGAUCCGUUCCCGUCACACCAGUUGCUGAAGGUUCCGACGAAUUAGAUCUCGAAGCAGAAUGGAUCUACAAACAAGCUUUCUGUCGGCCAACAGUUUCAAUACAAGACGCACAUUUAAAUGCCGAAGCAAAGGAAAGGGCUAGAAAAGGACCUCAGACAAUCGGGAAAAUCAAAAAGGCUCUGGACUUCAUGCGAAACCAGCAUUUCGAGGUUCCUUUCAUAUCCUUUUACAGAAAGGAAUACGUUCUACCUGAACUGAAUAUCAAUGACCUUUGGAAGGUGUACAAAUUCGACGCAAAAUGGUGUCAGCUCCGUCAGAGAAAAGAGAACUUACUAAAACUAUUUGAAAAAAUGAGGAACUAUCAGUUGGAUGAGAUCAUGAAGAAUCCUGACGCACCUCUGCCCGACAACGUUCGAGUGAUCAAAGACGACGACAUAGAACGGCUGAAGAACGUACAAACUAGUGAAGAAUUAAACGACGUGUACCAUCAUUUCAUGCUGUACUACAGUCACGAAAUUCCAGCGAUGCAAGAAUCGGUUCGUAAAAAGGAAAAAGAAGCGCGGAAGGAGGCAAGGAUUCAGAAGCGAAAGCAGGAACUUCUGGACGCAGAAGAAAACGGAGAACCUCCGCCAGAGGAAGAAGUGGAAGUAGAAGAAGAAGAGGAAGCGGACGAUACUCUGAAACAAGCGGUGCGGUCAGGUCCAUACUCCAUCUGCAGACGAGCGGGUCUCGACACUCUCGCUAAGAAGUUCGGUCUCACUCCAGAACACUUCGCUGAAAAUUUACGAGACAACUACCAACGUCACGAAGUGGACCAAGAACCCACAGAACCGUUGACCCUUGCCGGCGAACAUUGCAGUCAGAUUUUCACCACUCCUGAAGAAGUACUCAAAGCAGCUCAAUUAAUGGUAGCCAUACAAUUAGCCCGCGAACCUUUGGUAAGAAAAUGUGUGAGGGAAAUGUACAUGGAGAGAGCGAAAAUAUCUGUGAAGCCAACGAAGAAGGGCAUCAAGGAGAUCGACGAGAAUCAUCCGAUUUAUGGAAUGAAGUACUUGAAAGAUAAACCCGUGCGAGAUCUGGUAGGUGAUCAGUUUUUGAACUUAGUCAUAGCCGAGGAGGAUAAACUAAUUACAAUUACGUUGAGUGACAGUAUCGAGGGAAACACGACCAGCAAUUACGUGGAUGAAACCAAGCAGCUCUACUACAGGGACGAGUUUAGUAAGAAUGUCCAGGACUGGAACGCUCUGCGAGUCGGGAGCGUCGAAAUAGCCCUCACACGCAUGGUCAUACCGAACCUGAAGAAGGAACUGAAGACCAACCUCAUAGCAGAGGCCAAAGAAUGCGUGAUGAGAGCCUGCUGCCGUAAGAUGUACAACUGGAUCAAGGUUGCGCCGUACACCUGCGAGUUUCCAGAAGAGGAGGACGAAGAAUGGGACACCAGCAAAGGACUGAGAGUCAUGGGGCUGGCGUACGUUCCUGAUUAUUCUCAAGCUGCGUUCACAUGUCUAAUAGCUCCUGACGGAGAGUGCACCGAUUACCUCCGACUGCCUCAUCUGAUGAAGCGCAAGAACAGCUACAGAGAAGACGAGAAGACCAUGAAAGAAGCGGACCUAUUAGCAGUCCGGAACUUCAUAGCCACAAAGAAGCCACAUGUCAUUGUAAUAGGCGGUGAGUCCAGGGAGGCUAUGAUGAUAGCCGCCGACAUUAAGGAGUGUAUAGCGAAUCUGAUGGAGGAGGAGCAGUUCCCCUCGAUUCAGGUAGAGAUCUGCGACAACGACCUUGCCAAGAUCUACUCGAACAGCAACAAAGGCGUCUCCGAGUUCCGAGACUAUCCAGAACUUCUGCGGCAAGCUAUCUCGCUGGCCAGAAGGCUGCAGGAUCCAUUGGUAGAAUUCUCGCAACUAUGCACUGCGGAUGAAGAAGUCUUAUGCCUGAAGUACCACCGCCUGCAAGAUCAGCUGCCGAAGGAGGAGCUCUUGGAUAACAUCUACCUGGAAUUCGUGAACCGCGUGAACGAGGUAGGCGUCGACGUCAACAAGGCGGUGCAGCAAGCUUACUGCGGGAACCUGGUGCAGUUCGUCUGCGGGUUAGGGCCGAGAAAGGGUCAGGCGCUGAUCAAGAUGCUGAAGCAGACUAAUCAGAGACUGGAGAACAGGACGCAGCUGGUGACCGCGUGUCACAUGGGGCCUAAGGUGUUCAUCAACUGCGCGGGUUUCAUCAAGAUAGACACCAACAGCCUGGGAGACAGCACUGAGGCGUACGUGGAGGUCCUCGACGGCUCCAGAGUGCAUCCAGAAACGUACGAGUGGGCGAGGAAGAUGGCGGUCGACGCGUUGGAGUACGACGACGAGGACGCGAACCCCGCAGGCGCUCUCGAGGAGAUCCUCGAGUCACCGGAACGUUUGAAGGACCUGGAUCUGGACGCGUUCGCGGAGGAGCUCGAGAGACAAGGCUUUGGCAAUAAAUGCGUUACGUUGUACGACAUUAGAGCGGAGUUGAACUGUAGAUACAAGGACCUGCGCGUGCCGUAUCAGUCGCCUAGUGCGGAGAGGUUGUUUGACAUCCUAACGAAGGAGACGCCGGAGACGUUUUACAUAGGAAAGCUAGUACUGGCUACGGUUGUAGGAAUUAGUCAUAGGAAGCCGCAGGGCGAUCAACUGGACCAGGCUAACCCUGUCAGGAACGACGAAACGGGCUUGUGGCAAUGUCCCUUCUGUUUGAAGAACGAUUUCCCUGAACUGUCUGAAGUGUGGAACCAUUUUGACGCUGGAGCGUGUCCUGGUAAAGCGACUGGCGUUAGGCUGAGACUGGACAACGGAAUAUCGGGGUAUAUACACAUAAAGAAUUUGUCGGACAGACACGUUGCUAACCCUGAGGAGAGAGUGAGCAUAGGGCAAAUAAUUCAUUGUCGCAUAAUAAAGAUUGAGGUGGAACGAUUCAGCGUGGAAUGUACUAGCAAGAGCAGUGACCUUGCGGAUAAGAAUCAUGAGUGGAGGCCACAGAGGGACCCGUUCUACGACACAGACGCAGAACAGAAAGACGCAAAAGUCGAGGAGGACGCGAAGAAGGCGAAGCAACGUCAGACAUACGUGAAGCGAGUCAUCGUGCACCCCUCUUUCCACAACAUCAGUUUCGCGGAAGCCGAGAAGCUGAUGCAGAGCAUGAAACAAGGAGAAGCGAUAGUCAGACCCAGCAGCAAAGGCGCGGACCAUUUGACGGUCACCUGGAAAGUAACCGAUCAGAUUUACCAGCACAUAGACGUUAGAGAGGAGGGCAAAGAGAACGCCUUCUCUUUGGGGCAAAGUCUUUGGAUCGGAAACGAGGAGUUCGAGGACCUGGACGAAAUCAUCGCGAGGCACGUCAAUCCGAUGGCUGCGUACGCUUUGGAGUUAUUGGACUUUAAAUAUUACAAGCCGACGGUGGAGGGUAUCAAGGAUAAAGCGGAGGAGAUACUGAAGGAACAGAAGAAGGAGAACCCUGGAGGAAUACCGUAUAUAAUAUCCGCUGCAAAAAAUUAUCCGGGUAAAUUUCUGCUGUCAUAUCUUCCCCGGACUCGCUGUCGACACGAGUACGUGACGGUGUCGCCAGAAGGAUUCCGAUUCAGAGGACAAAUGUUCGGCCGAGUGAAUGAUCUGUUCAGAUGGUUCAAAGAACACUUCCGCGACCCGGUACCUGGGCAGUCUACUCCCAGUACUCCGAGAGGUGUGAUGACUUCCAGAACUCCUUACCAUACCACACCAGGUGCAGUGAGCGGAAUGAAUCAAGAAGCUAUACAGAGGGUGGCUCAGAAUCUUCCUCAUCAUAUGUUACACUCCUUAUCGCAAGUGGCGAAUCAAACACCCCACCACUAUCCUCCGCACACUCCAGGAACUGCGAGCGCAACUGGUUACGGUGGAGUUCACACGUAUCCUAACACACCGUACACUCCUUCCGGUCAGACACCCUUCAUGACACCGUAUCAGACACCGCAUCACACUCCGCAUCACGGUCAGCCUACUCCCAGAUACGGACAGCAGACACCUAGUCAUCAGCAGGGUCCGUUCAUUCAUCCGCCUCCUCCUUCAGCGGUGACCACGCCGGGUCACCACAGAUCAACUCCUUCGCACAGACCUACGCCUCCAAUGUCCACGUCUGGAGAUCCUACGGACUGGAAAAAGGCGGCUGAAGCGUGGGCACGGUUAAAAAGCGGGCCCCGUAUGUCCGGCUCCACUCCGAGAUACGACGAGUGCAGAAAGACUCCACGAAAUUAUGAAGAGUCGGUUGGGAAGACAACGCCACGAAACAGAACUUCAACGAGGACGCCAUCUUACAAGUCUCCUCGGGGUACUCCGCACACCAAUUCUAGUCCUCGGAGUAUGUCUCUCAGCGGAGACGGUACUCCACUGUACGAUGAAAGCUAACGAAUUCGUUUCGAAUUUAUUAUAUCGAAUGAUAUAAAUACCAGAGGAAUCUAGAAGAGAAUCGAGAAUUAUGUAAAAAAUAAAAAUGCCGAGCCCAUUUGCCGAAGAAUCAUAAUACUGAUCCAUAGCUAUCUUCCAACCUCUUACACGUUUAUAUAUUUCGAUAAAAUAUUCUCAUAUACAGUGCAUACGCGUAUGCAUGAAAUAUGCACCCUCGAUUCUCUUGGAAAGAUGUGUAUCAAAUACGAUUUGAAAAGUCGUCGAAAUCGAUCUAUUAUAUAUUUAUUUUUUGCAACAACAAUGUAUACUAAUUCAUGCCUUAGUAUAUACACGUAUAACAUAUUCUUUUUUAAAUUUAAUUUUACCGAUACUGAGUUGUACAGUUCUUAUGUUACCGACUUAGGAACGCAACAUGUUUCUUAUAUGCUUUAUACAACUGUUGAAUUACGGUAUUAAAUAAUAAAACAAUUUUAUCUUA
Messenger RNA from Megachile rotundata (alfalfa leafcutting bee), 5970 nucleotides. RefSeq names its product transcription elongation factor SPT6. NCBI's taxonomy places the organism in Eukaryota, Metazoa, Arthropoda, Insecta, Hymenoptera, Megachilidae. Gene Ontology annotation, biological process: transcription elongation by RNA polymerase II; transcription elongation-coupled chromatin remodeling; nucleosome organization. Gene Ontology annotation, cellular component: transcription elongation factor complex. The record is from RefSeq and is a predicted model, not a curated record. Gene Ontology annotation, molecular function: histone binding; DNA binding; nucleosome binding.